Molecule: messenger RNA, 1918 nt
Organism: Nanorana parkeri
Lineage: Eukaryota; Metazoa; Chordata; Amphibia; Anura; Dicroglossidae
Gene: IHH
Product: indian hedgehog
Exons: 3
Coding region: 40-1272 (410 amino acids)
Biological process (GO): cell fate specification; protein autoprocessing; cell-cell signaling
Molecular function (GO): patched binding; calcium ion binding
Source: RefSeq, a predicted model, not a curated record
GCUCCUGUGAUCCGCAGCCCCAGGGAGCCCGGACGCCCCAUGCAGCUGCUCUCGAUCGUGCUGCUGCUCUGCGGCGCCUUGCUGCUCCUUAGCCCGGCUGUGCGAGGCUGCGGGCCGGGCAGGGUGGUGGGCAGGAGGAGAAGACCUGCCAAGCUCACCCCGCUCUCCUACAAGCAGUUCAGUCCCAAUGUGCCCGAGAAGACCCUGGGGGCCAGCGGGAGGUACGAGGGCAAGAUCGCCCGCAACUCGGAGCGCUUCAAGGAGCUCACUCCAAACUACAACUCGGACAUUAUCUUCAAGGACGAGGAGAACACCGGGGCAGACAGGCUCAUGACACAGCGCUGCAAGGAUCGCCUGAACUCCUUGGCCAUCUCUGUCAUGAACCAGUGGCCGGGCACCAAGCUGCGGGUGACGGAGGGCUGGGAUGAGGACGGCCAUCACUCCGACGAAUCCUUACAUUAUGAAGGGCGAGCGGUGGACAUCACCACCUCCGACAGGGACCGCAACAAGUACGGCAUGCUGGCCCGGCUGGCGGUGGAAGCCGGCUUCGACUGGGUCUACUACGAGUCCAAGGCUCACAUCCACUGCUCUGUGAAGUCAGAGCACUCUGUUGCAGCAAAGACUGGAGGCUGCUUUCCAGGAACAGCGAGGGUCACGUUAGAGUCGGGCGAGAAAACUCAAGUCUCGGCACUGCGCCCCGGAAUGCGAGUCCUGGCCAUGGACAGUUACGGGCGCCCCACCUACACUGACUUUGUGACCUUUUUAGACCGGGAUCCUAGAGCGGAGAAUUUGUUCCGGGUGAUCGAAACAACGGAGCCCCCUCGAAGACUUUCCUUAACCGCGACUCAUCUCAUCUUCGCGGCGGACAAUUUCUCCACACCGAUCACUGACUACAAAGCGGUGUUUGCCAGCCACGUAACACCUGGCCAGUAUAUUUUAGUAUCGGGAGCGACUGGUCACCUUGUGCCGGCUAGAGUAACCUCAUUGAGUGUGCGGAGAGAAAAUGGCAUUUACGCCCCUCUCACUCAGCAUGGGACAAUACUGGUGGACGACGUGAUGGUUUCCUGUUUCGCCCUGGUACAAAGACAGAAACUGGCGCAGUUUGCUUUUUGGCCUUUACGGGUACUGUACAGUCUAGGGGUGACGGCAGGCAAUGAGUCAACCCAACCGGCGGGCAUUCACUGGUAUAGCCAGUUUCUUUACCAGUUAGGUCGAAUGAUCCUCAAUGAGAAUGAGUUUUAUCCAAUGAAUCUUCUGCAGCUGGAAAGCUGAGGAACACAGAGGGCCAAUAUUGGAAGGAAUGUAUAAGGGUGGAGUAAUAGAAUGGCUUUGCAUACGACCAACAUAGAGGAUAUAAAAAAAAAUGUCACUCUACCGAUCGCCACAUAGAUUCCACAAAUUCUCUACUAUAUAUGCAUUCUCGCGCCAAUAAAGUCGGCGUGUAUUUAUCUUUACGACUUGGGCCUAGUUGACGAACCCAACGGAGGACCUCAACGACGGCAAGGCAACUCUGCACUUAAACCGGCUUGUGGUGUGUAUCUCGAGUUGUGCAAAAGAACUCAAUCAAACCCAACGGUACCAUAACAGCAUCUACACAGAAAACUGUCCAACCGAACCAGAACUUAAAGAGAACAGGGCUUCAGGUUAUGCCAGAGACAUUCGGGCAUCUGCUCGGCCUUCCGUUAUUUGAUGUCCGAGCAGCUUCUUAGCAGGACGCAGUAGCCGGAUCGAAGAUCAGUUAAUAGCUACCAGACACGCGCGGUCUACUUGUAGUACCUUGAAUGAACCGAGAGGUCUGGUUUUGCUUGUGUUUAAAUUUCCAAGGUACUAACCAAAAGGAGGAACUGUAACCCAAAUGUUUACCCACAGCCGGAUCUUCCGACGGAAAGGAGAUGAAACCAAAGGCCUGACACCUAAA